This is a messenger RNA of Strongylus vulgaris, 815 nucleotides long. NCBI's taxonomy places the organism in Eukaryota, Metazoa, Nematoda, Chromadorea, Rhabditida, Strongylidae. The record is from the annotation of a GenBank genome assembly.
ACUAAAAGCAUUUUGGAAGAGUCUACCCUUAAAGAGGCCAGAUAUGGUGGUGGAGCAAAUCUCUACUGCCAGGCAGCUAGUGAGAUUUCACCAGAUACAGUCACUGCCAACAUUAGAAGUGAGGACGAGGUGGAAGAGAAGAGCUGGACUGUUCAGGUAGCACGGGAAGAAGGCUUAACCCUUUCAACCAAAGCUUCUUCCGAAGAGAGCAUCACUGCCAAUAAGGACGUGCUCUGCACUCGUGUAGCCGUUGAGGAGGUCUUGGCCACACGUGCAGAAGCCCACAUGGGCCAGGCUACCGGCCUUGAGUCCAAAUCCAGCGAGGAGACCAUUUUCCACCUGAAUUACAGCUACGAGAAACAGCCCACCGAAAUCAAGACCACCUUCGUGGGUUCAGAAAAACGCGACGAGGGUGAGGUGCGCGUAGAGAUGGAAGCGACGCGCGAGGAACGCGUCGACACACAAGAAUUGUCGGUAAAUCGACGUAUGGUCGAGGUCGAGGUGGAAGGCGUCGUUAUGCGUGGCGCGCGUGAAACAUCUCCCCUUAUUUUGCAUACAGAAUCCACAUCUGAGUCGAUUAUACGUGUUGAUGAGUCACUGGAAAAAGUUCAUCUACGAACUGAGGAGGUGGAAGAAGAACACACGAGGAGUGAGUCCGAGGAACGUAGGAAGAGGUGGGCAAGUAUUGAGCUUAAAAAACUGUCGUAUUAUUGUGAUGAAAUUUAUCUAUACAAAUCUCAAAAUUUUCUUAAGUUACAUAUUUCACUCGUUUUCUCAAAAAUCUGUUCCACUGUUGUGAAGAAAAAAGAGUGAUC